CGUAUUGACAUUGAGUUCCGUUUCCGACCGCUGCACCGUGUACGGCUCGGUUUUCACUCCAGAGAUGGACGUAAUGUGCGUUUUGCGGCUCUAGACGUAAAAUACAUGUUCGCUGUUCUUACUGCGACUCUCUGUUUUUAUUUUUUUUGCUUCAAACUGUUUUAUCUGAACGUGUGGUUCCGUUUCGUAAACGAAUCCCGCCUUUUUUGUUUGUUGUCUCUCUGGAGCCCUUUCUGAAUAUACGCGCCUCCCACUUCGAAAAAAAACCUGUUCACAUUGAACACUUCCUGACAGUAAGUCAACAAAGCAUCCACGUAUUGCCAGAGAUUCAUAAUGUCAGCCAAGGACACGCUGAGACGAAACAAAACAUCCAUCCAGAGCAUAUUGUGUGCCGACUACAGACUGAUCCUUAACAAGGUUUAUGAGAGAAACCUGAUAAGUAACCGCGAGUACAACAACCUUAAAAACAUCAACAGAGAAAAUGACGAGGGCCAUACGGUCGAGCUUCUGGAUAAGAUAAUGAACAAAGGAGAGCAAGUCUGCCGGGAUUUUCUUCAGGUACUGCAAACAGACCGGGAGAUUGAAACGACUUACCCCGAGCUCAAGAACACGCUGCAGGUGGAUGCAAGUUUACCACCUAAUUCUGUACAAGAACGUUCACUCGAUGAACCAUUACCAGCUGCCAAAAGGUCAAGGAAGGAGCAGCAGUACCAGUUGAAUGGCAACCCCGUGGGUGUCUGUUUGAUCAUAGACAAUGAGAAUUUUCAAGAUGGAAGCAAGAGAAGUGGGACCAACAAAGAUGUCCAAAGCUUGGCAGAAGUUUUCAGCUGGCUGCGGUUUAGAGUGUUGAUGUGUAAAGACCAAACCCAAGACCAGAUGCGACGGACUUUAAGCUGCUUUGCUUCCCCCCGUGACCUCUCUCAGCUGCAAGGGUUAGAUGUGAAAGAGUGGAUGACGAGCGGAUUUGUGGAUCUUCGGCAGGCUCCCAGGCACGGAGAUGCCUUCGUGUGUUGUAUCCUGAGCCACGGCGAAAAGGGCGCCGUCUUCGGGACCGACCGGAACCCUAUUUCCAUUAAAAACAUUACUAGAACAUUCGGGUCGACCGACGAGUCUCCUCUCGGUGGGAAACCGAAAGUGUUUCUUAUCCAAGCGUGCCAGGGUUCCUUGUGUCAGCGUGGGGUUUUAGUAAAAGAUCUUGAGGCCGAUGCCGCGUCACCAUUCGUGCCUGAAGAAGCUGAUGUGCUGGUUGCCGUUGCCACUGUUGAAGAUUAUGUAUCAUUUCGACACAAAAAGGAUGGAAGCUGGUUUAUCCAAUCCGUGUGUGAGCAGCUGAAGGAGGGCUGUUUGAGGCACGAAGAUCUUGCGACUAUCCUCAGCCGUGUGAACAAUCAGGUGAGUCAGAGAGAAUGCCUCGGAAAACCUGGAGCUGUAAAGCAGAUGCCUGAAGUUCGUUUCACCCUACGGAAGACGCUCCUCUUGUCACCAGAUGUCUAGCAAAACAAAAGUAGACUUUAGGUACAGUGUUGGUUUAGAAUGAUGCUCUUAACUGUAGUGAAGAUAUAUUUUCCAAUACAAACACUUAAGAUUUCCAGGGUGGCAAAGUCUAAAUCAGGCGUGGGAAAACGGGCCACAAUUGGUCCUAAAAUUGAACAGGAGGCCCGGGUCAGAUAGAAGGAGCGUUUGUGUGAACUAAGAAAAGUCAUGCAUAAAGGCUGAAAUGAUUUCAUCAUUUUCUACGCCGUCUUUUGGGGAAACGUAGGUGUUGCAGGGAGAAGGCAGACCUAUAAUAAUAAUAAUGUAAAUAAUUUGGAUUAUAUCAUUUGGAAUAUUUGGCAGGCCGGAUUAAAAAGCUGAACCCGGACUCCCGGGCCUUAGUUUGCACAUGCCUGAUUUAAAUACUUUAUCAGUUUUGAGAAAAUGUUAGACAAUUUGAUGAAUAAGCACUUUUUUUAAUGUGGUUUGUGUUGUUAUAUAUUUGUAGUUGUAAGUUUAAUAAUUGUAAUUUAUAUCUUAAAGGAUUUAGAUUUUUUUCGUUUUAUUAGAUUUAGACUUUUCUAAUGUGUCUUUCCAGAGUGACGUGUAUUUUUAUUACGUGCUUGUAGUCACCCUAGACACAAAAAAAUACUGCUCUGCACCGCCCUCCAGUGGCCACCUAAGAGAUGGUUUGUUUUUAGUGGAAAUGGGUGUCAAAUUGUUCAAUUAGUUUCACUAUGUUACUCCAGCUGUAGACGCUCGUACUCAUUUUAGUAAACACAAUGUGCAUUAUUUGGGUUUUUUUUUUUUUU
Cynoglossus semilaevis (tongue sole) is the source of this 2285-nucleotide messenger RNA. RefSeq names its product caspase-8-like. The record is from RefSeq and is a predicted model, not a curated record. The transcript has 6 exons. NCBI's taxonomy places the organism in Eukaryota, Metazoa, Chordata, Actinopteri, Pleuronectiformes, Cynoglossidae. Gene Ontology annotation, molecular function: cysteine-type endopeptidase activity. Gene Ontology annotation, biological process: regulation of apoptotic process; proteolysis. The coding region runs from base 334 to 1494 and encodes 386 amino acids.